Geodia barretti is the source of this 683-nucleotide messenger RNA. The record is from the annotation of a GenBank genome assembly. NCBI's taxonomy places the organism in Eukaryota, Metazoa, Porifera, Demospongiae, Tetractinellida, Geodiidae.
CCAACGACACUGCUGACUUUCCCUGCUGGGAGCGUCAAGGGAAGAAAGCGCUGCACAGAAAUCACCAUCCUCAACGACUACUUACGAGAAGGAAGAGAGGCGUUCAGUAUAGAGGCUGUCUCCACUUCUUCUCUUCAAGUUACUUUUGGCAGCGGGCGGGCAGGAAGUUCAAGUGUUUCAGUUGAAGUCAUUAUUAUAGAUGAUGACGAGCCAUUCAUACCGGAAGACGAGUGUAGGGGCAGGUGCAGCAUCAGAAAUCGUGCCAACAGCAACACUUUCUCACAAAACUUGUACACCUUCGCUGUUCACAUUGAGGCAAUUGGACGCAUUGACUCCAACGACAGUUCAGUGCUCGACACAGUCAUCAUUGAGUGCUGGGAAGUUGGGUCGCCUCACGUGUGUCCUGAAGAGAAUCACACGCGCUACUCCAUCCCCGUCUGCCGAGACUGCGUCCUGGACUUUCGCAGUGGAGAGGAGUACCUGAUUGCCGGUCGACAUGUCCAGGGUCUAGGACGAGGGAGAGGAAUGUAUCUUCCCAACUACCGCAAGGGAGGACUCCUCUCCAUGUGGAGGAAGAGCUACAGCAGUGUGGGGGAAUGGGUCAACCCAGCAACAAACCAAACCAUGUACUGAUUCAUUUGAAAUCACAUAACAAUUCUCAUGAAAAUUUUUCAAUGUCAAAU